AUGUAUAACAAGAAUGUCAAGAGAAAUCUAAUGUAUGGCUUGGCCAUACUUACUUUUGGUUUAUUUUUCUUUCUUUUGCAGACUUUUAACUCACCAGCAUCAAGGACUGGUGUUUUACCGUCAAAUGUUGACACACCAACGAGUCAGAAUACGCCAGUUCCUGCUAAAGAAAAGGAGUACAAAUCAGGUCUCUUUCCAACCAAACCUAGUAUGAUUAAGUCAUCUUAUUCAAAAACUGUUUAUGAGGAUAGUAAAUAUGAUUAUAAAAAGGUGACGUUUAACAAUAAGAGGCUAGGUGCAUCUAAAGGUGCUUCUUCUGUUAUCAUGUUAAUGGCGAUAGGUGGAAAGAACUCUUAUGGUUCUGGUAAAACGUUUGACGAUCUUUUUGAAACUUUGAGUUCCAUGAAUUACCCAAAGAACAGCAUCUCCUAUGGUAUAUCUGUGGGAGAUUCAGAAGAGUUUGAGAAUAUAAAAGUAUAUUUUGAAAACUACUUUCAGCAGCUUGAUAUUAUUAAGGGCUCAACAGAUAGUAAGCUAACAGAGUUCAUCUCAAAAGUCACUUUAAUAUCUGCCCCUUUUAUUGAUCGUGAGUUUGAGUCUUUAAAUCGUGAAAAUAGGAAAGAUGAUCACGCUCAGAGAUUAAGAAGAAGAGCCAUAGCCAGAGCGAGAAACUUUGUGCUCUUAAAUUCUUUGGAUACAGAACAAUAUACUUUCUUCAUUGAUGCUGACAUUAUCAAAAUUGAGCAUCCAGAGAUGCUUAAUGAGUUUAUCAACUCUGACAAGGAUAUCGUGGUUCCUAGAAUCACCAAGCCAGGUAAUAACGAUUAUGACAGAAACUCGUGGCGCGGCGAAAGAACAAAACCAACUGAGGAACAGCUUACGAAAAUGGAUAAAAAUGAAUGGGAAUCGUGGGAUUAUGUUCCUCGUCCUGUUUCUGGCAAAACUUAUUUCUUUUACCAAUUCGUUCUGGAGACUGAUAAUUUGCCUCAGGAUGAUGAAAAGAAACAACCUAAUUACCUUAUUGAAUUAGAUUCUGUUGGAGGUUGUAUUUUAUUUGCUAAGUCGAUUGUAUACAAGCAGGGUGUUGUAUUUCCGCCUAAUUAUAUAAUUGGAACCACCUGGGACAGACUUGAAGGUUAUGAUGGUAUCGAAACGGAAGGAGUAUGCUAUAUCGCAAAGUCCAUGGGUUAUUCUUGUUGGGGUAUGCCAAAUUUGGUUGGUGUUCAUUCCAAUGAUUAA
This is a messenger RNA of Priceomyces carsonii, 1239 nucleotides long. RefSeq lists its product as uncharacterized. The record is from RefSeq and is a predicted model, not a curated record. Gene Ontology annotation, biological process: cell wall mannoprotein biosynthetic process; protein N-linked glycosylation. Gene Ontology annotation, molecular function: alpha-1,6-mannosyltransferase activity. The transcript has a single exon. Lineage: Eukaryota; Fungi; Ascomycota; Pichiomycetes; Serinales; Debaryomycetaceae. Gene Ontology annotation, cellular component: mannan polymerase complex. Bases 1 to 1239 code for a protein of 412 amino acids.